AUGCAACUAGGUGGACAAAGUAUUCUCGAUCGACUUUUAGCUGCAAAAAAUACUAUAUCUGGACAACUUGUAGCUAAAGUUGUAUGUAAAGCAACAACAGAAGAAAUUCUAGGGCCUAAACGAAAACAUCUCCAGUUUCUUUUACAAGCAACACAUGAAAUGAAUGUUUCAAUUCCUGAAACUGCUGAUCUUUUAAUUGAACGUUCACAAAAUUCUUCAUGGGUUGUUUCAUUUAAAUCAUUAAUUACAAUUCAUCAUUUAAUGUCAUAUGGAAAUGAACGUUUUGAAGCUUAUAUGGCAUCAAAUAAUUAUCAUUUACAACCAUCUGCUAUGAUGGAUCGUAUAGGAAUGCUUGGUACUGAUAUGUUAAUAUAUGUUCGUCGAUAUGCUGAUUAUUUAAAUGAAAAACGUGAAGCUUAUAAAUUAAUGGGUUAUGAUUUUUGUAAAAUAAAACGAGGAAAAGAUGAUGGAAUUUUGCGAACAAUGCAAAUUGAUAAGUUAUAUAAAGCUUUACCUUUGCUUCAAAAACAAAUUGAUGCUAUACUUCAUUUUGAUGUUACACCUAAUCAGUUGACGAAUAAUGUCAUACAUAGUUGUUUUUUUCUUCUUAUCAAAGAUCUUAUAUAUCUAUAUGCUGCUUUUAAUGAAGGAAUAAUUAACUUACUUGAAAAAUAUUUUAAUUUGAAUAAAAAAGACUGUCGUGAAGCACUUGAUAUGUAUAAAAAAUUUCUCGAUCGAACAGAUCAAGUAUCACAAUAUCUUAAAAUAACUGAACCGUCCAGUAUGGAGCGUAGUGAAUUUGCUGAUUUAGCUCAGGCUCCAAAUAGUCUUUUAGAAUCAUUGGAAAAUCAUUUAGCUUAUCUAGAAGGCAAAAAACCGUCACCACAAUCAUUAGUCUCAAAAAAAUUAAUAGAACAAGAUAUAAAGAAUUUUUCAGAUGAUUUUGUUACUCAUGUUAAUAAUGAUUCACAAAAAAUUCUUCAAGAAGAGGCGAAAGCAAUAGCAAAAUUUAAUAUGGAAAAAGAAGCUUCAUCUCCACCCCUAGUUUCUACUCAAACAACGAUAACAACAAAUGAAAAUAUUUUUGAUAGUACAGAUUUCUUUUCUCAACCACAAUUAUCAAAUGGACAACAACAACAAAAACAACAACAAUUAUUAUUUACGGAUGAUAUAUUUACAAUAGCUACACCAUCAUCUCAAACAAGUACGAUUACAUUUCCGACGUUUCAAAAUAUUUUUGAUACAUCGACAUCGACAUCAAAACCAAAUGUUUUGGGAGAUGUUCUUCAACCAACUUCAGUAUCAACAAAUAAAAAUACUAGUUCAAUUCCAUUAUUGACAAAUACUCAAAAGAUUCCAACGAUUACUAAACCGCUUCAAUCGGGUGAUCUUAAUUCAUCACUUAAUCAAUUAAUUGACCAUCUGAAUGUAAAAGAUUAUACGAAAAUUGGGAAAGAUCAUCAAUGGACACCAAAUGAUGGAAAAAAUCAACAAAUAAUUGGUCUACCCGCUGGAACUACAAAUACACCUGGAACAACAUGGUCGAAUCCUUCCAUAAUGAGUACACCAUUUAGUAGUAUGACUGUUCAAUCAGGUCCUAUGUGGCAACAACCACCAUCUACAUCAUCGAUGAAUAAUCCUUUUGUUGUAUCUAGUGAAUCAUCAAAAAUGGGCUUCAAUAGUAUGAGUGAUCAACCGACGAAUGUUAAUACAAAUCCAUUUGCUGCUCAAACAUUGUAUGGCACUACUGUGGUUAAUCAACAACAGAUUGAUAAUCCAUUUGGCGAUCUUUAA
Molecule: messenger RNA, 1794 nt
Organism: Rotaria sp. Silwood2
Lineage: Eukaryota; Metazoa; Rotifera; Eurotatoria; Philodinida; Philodinidae
Source: the annotation of a GenBank genome assembly